Molecule: messenger RNA, 893 nt
Organism: Panicum hallii
Lineage: Eukaryota; Viridiplantae; Streptophyta; Magnoliopsida; Poales; Poaceae
Exons: 1
Coding region: 1-582 (193 amino acids)
Source: RefSeq, a predicted model, not a curated record
AUGGAGGUGCGGGUGCCGCCGGGGCGGCCGCGGCGCGGAGUGACGCUGGCCGAGCAGCUCGCCGCGUCGUCCAACCUCCGGGACCUCCUCAAGCUGCGAGACGACGAGGGCGAGGGCGAACGCGCGGCGAGGAGGCGCCGCACGCUCCUCGACGUCAUCCGCGACGCGGACGAGGACCGCGCUCCCGCCGCCGCAGCAGCAGCAUCCGCACGCCGCGGCGUCUGCCCCGCGACGGGAGGCACGGUCGCCGCGGAGCCGGAGCCGGCGCCGGCCGCGCGGGGGGAGAGGGUGUCCCUGAUGGCGCUGCUGGAGCGGACGGAGCAGCAGUGGGCGGCCCGCGCCGCCGGCGGGCACUGGAAGCGCGUGGACGCGGAGGACGAGGCGCCGGCGGAGGAGAAGGAGAAGGGCGGCGGCGGGGGCGUGGGCGGUCGGUGCUGCGUGUGCGUAGCGCGGGGCAAGGGCGCCGCCUUCAUCCCCUGCGGCCACACCUUCUGCCGCGCCUGCGCCCGCGAGCUCCGCGCCGGCCGCGGCAGCUGCCCGCUCUGCAACGCCACCAUCCGCGAGGUCCUCAACCUCUUCUGACCCGCCGCCCCUCCGCCGCAUUCCUCCGUCCGCCGCCGCCGGCGACGGCUGUUCGUUCUCUCCGCAAGAACACACCUUUCCAUCGUUUUCGCACCGGUUGGUCCCGGAUUCAUCGUUCAUGCUCCAAGCUGGAACCCGACCAUUCCUUCGAUCACAGAAACCUUGCAGUGUAGAUAAUUUUUUCCGUUUCGUUCUUGCUCUCUCUCCUCCUCGGAACCGAAGAUAGAUUCAACAGCACACUUGUACUGUCAUCGUAGCGGAUGCAGCAUUCAAUCCUGCGAUCCCCAUCUCCGGGACGGACAUCGUAUCCA